Molecule: messenger RNA, 1027 nt
Organism: Drosophila persimilis
Lineage: Eukaryota; Metazoa; Arthropoda; Insecta; Diptera; Drosophilidae
Product: estrogen sulfotransferase
Exons: 4
Coding region: 16-954 (312 amino acids)
Biological process (GO): sulfation
Cellular component (GO): cytoplasm
Molecular function (GO): sulfotransferase activity
Source: RefSeq, a predicted model, not a curated record
CAGUAAGCCGCCGCCAUGGAACGUGAACGGGUCACGCCUAAGAGUUAUCCGACCGGCCUCAUCGACAAAGACUGGUCUAAGCGUGAACUGUUCUUCAAAAGCAACUCUCAGCGUUUUCUCGAUGCCGUUCACGAUCUGGAGGUGCGAGACGAUGACGUGUGGGUGGUGACGCUGCCAAAAUGUGGCACCACUUGGAUGCAGGAGUUGGUCUGGCUGCUGAUCAACGACUGCAACUUCGAGGCGGCUCUGGCCAAAGACCUGGAACUGCGCAGUCCAUUCGUCGAGUUUAAUUUCAACGCACACGGGGAUGAUAGUAAGGUCUUUGCUGUCCAAGAUGUUGACUCGCCGCGGGUCAUCAAGUCCCAUCUGCCGCUGCCCCUGCUGCCUGCCCAGUUGUGGCAGAAGCGGCACAAAGUGGUGUACGUGUUUCGGAAUCCCCUUGAUGCCUUGGUCUCUCGGUACUAUCAUGGCGUGACCUAUGGCCACAACUACGGCAAGACCUUGGCACAGUUUAUCGAAGAGAAUCUUGACACAGAUGCCACAUUCAGAAAUGCCAUCGAACACGCCCACGAGUUCUAUCAGCUGCGGCAUGAGCCCUGGCUGUACUACACGAGCUUCGAGCGCAUGAAGAAGGAUCUCCGAGCUGUGGUCGAGGAUCUGUGUCGCUUUCUGAACAAACCCAUAGUGGAUCAGCCAAUGGAUCAACUGCUAAAGCAUCUAUCUUUUGAGGAGAUGAAAAAAAAUCCAACAACGAAUCAUCUGUGGGAGAUAUCGCAAGUGAAUCACAAAGAUGCCGGCAAGGAAAAGCACAAUUUCGUUCGUCGUGGCAAGGUGAACGGAUACAAAGAUGAGCUGUCCGGCGAGCAGAUAGAGAAGGCGAACCACUACAUACAGCGGUGUCUGGAGGAGAAGGCCGUAACUCUGGAUGAGCUUCUGCUACUAAAUGAUCCGUAAAUAAAUAUAUGGGCCAAUGAAAUCUUAGCAGAUGAUACGAGGUAGAAAACACUUUCUCAUUUGUAGUUUUGCG